This is a messenger RNA of Oreochromis aureus, 3005 nucleotides long. RefSeq names its product F-box and WD repeat domain containing 9 (gene fbxw9). The record is from RefSeq and is a predicted model, not a curated record. Gene Ontology annotation, cellular component: cytoplasm; nucleus. Gene Ontology annotation, biological process: ubiquitin recycling; proteasome-mediated ubiquitin-dependent protein catabolic process. Gene Ontology annotation, molecular function: ubiquitin binding. The transcript is spliced from 7 exons. NCBI's taxonomy places the organism in Eukaryota, Metazoa, Chordata, Actinopteri, Cichliformes, Cichlidae. Bases 472 to 2205 code for a protein of 577 amino acids.
AACUGCUGUUUGAAUAUUUUUGUGUGUGUGUGUGUGUGUGUGUAUGUGUGUGUGUGUGUGUGUGUGUGUGUGUUUGAUGAUAGGACAGAAACAACAAUUGGUGCCUCUGCCUUACAUUAGCCUUUAAUUCGAUUUAUAUUCCGCUUUAGUAACGCUGACUCAGGCGGUAAGUUUUAGGAAGCGGUAAACGCUUUCAGGUUUUGUUUUUAGGGAGUAGCAGGCAGAACUUGGAAGAUAACCGCUAUCUGGGCGUCUUACAGCCGUAUUUCGUUUGCAGUUAGCAGCUAUCAAGGAAAGGAAAGCGUUCAUUUGUGACGGGUACCUAAAGCUUUCCUCAGGCAGGGUUUCGCUGAAUACGAACAUCAUCAGUGUAGUUGAGAUUAAGCUAAGCUUAAAGAGCUCCACCUUUAUUAAAACACAAAAUAAAGUUAGUCUAAAGUCCAUGAGUUAGCCUUCUGGAGGAGAAAGGUGAUGUCUGAGGUCAGGGAUAACCUGCAGGAAGGUGAGGCAGGUGUACGCGGUGAGCAGCCAUUUCCUGACCAGGUGAGGAGCACUGAAGCCACCAGGCCUGACCUGCAUGGUCUGCUGACCACCAGCCACUCAUCCUCAGCAGAUAUCAGCCCCUCACCUUCAGCUGAGUCCGGUGGCUUGUUGUCAUUACCAUGGGAGAUAUUAAUCCACAUUGUCUCAUAUCUUCCUGUUCACUUUGUAGUCAACGUGCUGCCAAAGGUCUGCCAUGCGCUGAGUAACGUGGGGCAGGACAGGACCGCCUGGCAGCUCCGAGCACAGAGGCUGGUGGGAUCGAGAGCUGCUUUUCCAGUGGGGCCAAGGGAGGACUUUGACUGGCCUGGUGCCUGCCUGGAGAUGGAACAGCUCAUAACCUGCUGGUCGGGUGAAGUUGAGCAUGUGGCCAGACAAAACCAGGAGGAUGAGGAGAGAAGGGAGCAAGCGAUUCCUCAGGAUGGGGAGCCUGGUGUGGGAGGCCAGGAUGAUGGUGGAGAGGGUGAGGUGAAAGGGGUGGGAGUGGCGGUGCAGGAGGUUGCUUAUGGCGCGGAUGAAGCAAUGGAGGUGGCAAUGGAAGGUGAAGAGGGUGAAAUGCAGCACGUCUUAGGUGGGGACCAAGUAGCGAGACUAAGAGAAGAGCUUGAAGACAGACUAGAGGGUGAUGCUGCAGCACUAAUGGAAGAAGAAAUGGACCACAGAAGGGUUUUUAAUGUCAACGAGGGCCGAGAUGCACUUCUUAAUCACCAAGAAGACUUGCCAGACCACAGGAAUCUGGGUAAUGGGCAACAUGUAGAGGCAAGAAGUCCAAGCCCACCACCAGCGCUGGAGUGCAUUACCCUGCCUUCAGGCCACAUUGCCCAUGUAAACUCGGUCCUCCUCCUUGGGGGAGAGGGGAAGGUCUGUGCCACAGCUUCCAGAGACUGGAACGUAAAGCUCUGGGAUCUGGAGCUGGGCUCGCUGCUGCACACGAUGGGACGGCAGGGUGAUUUUAGCAGCCAUCGAGGCUGGGUCUGGUGCCUGGCAUCUCAAGGACCUCUGCUGGCCUCAGGGGGCUUUGACAGCACUGUGAGGCUGUGGGACCUGCAGGCAGGAGGUGCAGAUAGGGCCCUCAUCAGGACCAGGGCUGCUGUUCUCUGCUUGUCCUGUCAGCCCGACAUGUUGCUGGCUGGUACAUUUGACAAGCAGGUCAGCAUGUAUGACACCAGAGCUGCUGCACCACUGGUGAAAAGCAUCCGUAUGCACAGUAACGCCGUAAUGUGCCUCUGUGCAGAUGACAAAUACAUCAUCUCAGGGAGUAAAGACUGCACUGUGGCCGUCUAUGACCGCAGAGCAGGCAAAGGCUUGAAGAGACUUCGGCUGAGCUCCUACCUGCUGUCCAUGAGCUACAGUGGCUGUGAGGUGUGGGCAGGAGACAACGGCGGCAUGCUGCACUCCUUUACCAUGCAGGCGGGGACCUUUAAGGCUGUCUCCCAGUUUGAUGUGGGACACACAGCUCUGAUCACUGGCAUCCACAGAUCCUCCGGAAGCCUCUACACCUGUUCAUCUGAUUGCACCGUCAAGGUUCAUAUACCAUGCGCGCCUCCGAGGACGUUAAGCACCCUGCACUAUCAAGCUGGAGUCCAUGGGCUGAGCGUGGAGGCCGGAGUCCUCGCCGUAGCGUCCGGUGAUGUCAGGGUGCAAAUCUGGAGGCCCCGAAAAUGAAGUGGAAGAAACUACAUGGCAACACUGAAAACAGGAACCCCGGUCUUUGUUGUGUUGUUCUCUGUCUCUAUACAAAUCAACAAACGUAUAAUAACAAAUAAAGAAGCUGCCGUUGCCUGGAAGGCUGGCUAUAUCAACAGUCAUGUAAGUGCUGAGUAAACAGACGAACACAAAAGGGAAGAGAUGACAAUGACGACAGAUGAUGACCAAUCAGGUUAUUUUUAAUUUUUAAGUAAACUAUUUUGAAAUGACUGCUUUCAGUUGUUUAAUUUAGUUGUAAAUGUGUGGUGGAGGAUAUUUCAGGUAUUUUCGUUUUGUCACAAACCCUCACAUUGUAUUUUUAUUAUUUUUAUUUCUAUCUUGUUUGAGCCACUGACAAGAUUUUUCUACAGAUGAAAAAAACAAAUGUUUAUUUCCAAUGUUUUCCCCAAAAAUUUUCAUUUUGUGCCACUACUGACCUAAUCACUCUUAAAGACACUUUAAAUAUGCUAUGUUCAAACCACUGAAACCACAGACAUGUAAAUGUUUGUAAUUUUAAUACAUUUAUUGAAUCUCAUAUGUAAACUGGCAUUAUACAACAAUAAUUACUUAAUUAACUUAAAUGUUUCAUGUACAGUAAAGUAUUUAUUGCUGUGACACACUGAUCGUAGUUCUAUAGCUAUUUAUUUGAAUACAGUCAAGAAAGCGUUAUUAUUUGUGUCCAUAUGCUGUGUGUGAUUUUAAUAUUGACCAAAAAUCAUUUACAAACGUGCUGAGAGACUGUUUCCACAGAAGACAACAUUAAAUGUUCUAAAAAUCAA